This is a messenger RNA of Miscanthus lutarioriparius, 1197 nucleotides long. The record is from the annotation of a GenBank genome assembly. Lineage: Eukaryota; Viridiplantae; Streptophyta; Magnoliopsida; Poales; Poaceae.
AUGCCGUGCUCGUCGCCGGCCCCGACGUGGCUGCUGCGGGUGGCGUCAGCAGCGGCCGACCAGGCCUCGUCCUCGUCCUCGUCCAAGGGCGGCGGCCGCGUGCUCACGGCCGGCACCACCACCAUGGACACGGCCGCCACCACCGCUGCCGCCUGUGGCGGUGGGGGCUGCGGCGGGGGCAAUGCCGCCGACCUCCAGGAGAGCAGCAGCAGCGGGCAGUCCCGGCUCGCGGCGCGCGGCCACUGGCGCCCCGCCGAGGACGCCAAGCUCCGGGAGCUCGUCGCGCUCUACGGGCCCCAGAACUGGAACCUCAUCGCCGAGAAGCUCGACGGCAGAUCCGGGAAGAGCUGCCGCCUCCGGUGGUUCAACCAGCUGGACCCGCGGAUCAGCAAGCGGCCCUUCAGCGACGAGGAGGAGGAGCGGCUGAUGGCGGCGCACCGCUUCUACGGCAACAAGUGGGCCAUGAUCGCGCGGCUGUUCCCCGGGCGCACGGACAACGCCGUCAAGAACCACUGGCACGUCAUCAUGGCGCGCAAGUACCGCGAGCAGUCCACGGCGUACCGCCGCCGCAAGCUCAACCAGGCGGUCCAGCGGAAGCUCGAGGCCGCCUCCGCCGCGGUCGUCGCAACAAUGCCGCCGGGCGCGGGCAGCACGGGAGACGUCGUCGGCCACCACCACCUCCUGGCCGCCGCCGCCGCGGCCCACGCCCACGACGCCGCAUACAGCUUCGCCGCGGCGGACCCCUACGGCGCCUUCGGCUUCGGCCAAUACUGCAGCAGCUUCCCGUCGUUCCCGCCAGCUUCGGCCGAGGACCCGCCGCCGCCGCCUCCCUUCUGCUUGUUCCCUGGGCCCAGCAGCGCGGCGGCGCACGCCGACAGCAGGCGCCUGCUUCCCUGGCCGUCGUCGUCGGACGCUGCCGGCGGUGGCGCCGGCCGGUACGGGGAGCCGCAUCAGCCGCUCCUGCUGCCCGUUCACGGUGGCAGCUGGAUCGACUGCGUCGGCGUCGGCGUCGGCGUCGGCGUGGCUGGCGGCCACCACGAGGCGCAGUUCGUCUUGGGCAACAGCGGGGGCGCGGCCGCCGCCGCCUUUGAAGGGACGACGACAAGACAGCAGGGCGCCGGCGGCGCUCAUUUUGAAGCUGCCGCGGCGGCGCCGCGGCCAGCGUUCAUAGAUUUCCUCGGGGUCGGAGCCACAUGA